Cladophialophora bantiana CBS 173.52 is the source of this 555-nucleotide messenger RNA. RefSeq lists its product as uncharacterized. Lineage: Eukaryota; Fungi; Ascomycota; Eurotiomycetes; Chaetothyriales; Herpotrichiellaceae. The record is from RefSeq and is a predicted model, not a curated record. Bases 1 to 555 code for a protein of 184 amino acids. The transcript is spliced from 2 exons.
AUGGCCAGCCUCUUCACUUGGAUUAUUCUUGCCGGCUUUCUGGUCGUCCCUGGCACCUUCACCACGUUCAAAGAGUCCAAGGCGUUUCAGGAUGCUGACAGCGACAGCGACAACGAGGUCACACAUGCAAUUGUCCAUUCGAUUGCCAAUAUCGGCCUGCUGUGGCUUGCUGGAGCGUUUUGUGUCGUCGGCACUUUGGGGUGUCUCUGGCUGUGGUUUCGCUGGCGCAAAAACUAUGUCUGGCUGAUAAACCGCAUCUUCUUACCAGUCACGAUGAACUCUGUCGCCGGUUUGAUCACCACCCUCGUUAACGUCUACACGGCCCAGCACGGUGUGUGGAGUGUGACGGCAAAGAUCACCGCCAUUGUGACAGGGUCUUGCGUUGGCGUUGCGGGUCUCCUUUUCGGCUGCUACAAUUUCUGGAUAUUGCGCAGGGUUCAGAAGGUGCAUGAGAGAGAAAUGGGCCUCGACGCUCAACACGAGGACGAGACGCUGGUGGAAAAGGUGAAAAGAAAGGCUCAUGAGCCUCCGUUGAAGCCGGGCAGCGUGGUUUGA